This is a messenger RNA of Cornus florida, 2984 nucleotides long. RefSeq names its product U-box domain-containing protein 30-like. The coding region runs from base 764 to 2119 and encodes 451 amino acids. Gene Ontology annotation, biological process: protein ubiquitination. The transcript has a single exon. Gene Ontology annotation, molecular function: ubiquitin protein ligase activity. The record is from RefSeq and is a predicted model, not a curated record. Lineage: Eukaryota; Viridiplantae; Streptophyta; Magnoliopsida; Cornales; Cornaceae.
GGGUUUUCAGCACCUGCCCCAAAAGAGGAGCAGAGGAGGAGUCCCACAUUGAGAUUAGCUUUUCUCUCUCUCACUUCCUUCUCUCCACUCGGUAUGGCUCUGAGCCUUCCGAUUCUUUAAUGAUCUGAAAUAAUCUCGUUGUGGGUAUCACAAUUCGUUGAAUUUUGUGUUCAGUUUGGUGGGCACUAUUCAUCAUUGAGUGCUGGAUUGUUACCUUCUCUCACUUCUGAUUACCUCUUGUUUUUUUGAUAAUUGUAUAUUAUUAUUAUUAUCUCUUCCGAUCUGGCUUGAAUGAUUUCACUCUUUUUGAGCUUCAACAUGAAGUGAGCUUUGGUAUUAGAGAAGAAGAUUUCAUGUUCAUGAUGUGUUUGAUCAAGAUGAUGAUGAUGAGAAAUGAACAGUGUCUCUUUUGACCAGAGAAAGAAAGAGAUCAGAUAAAGCAAAAAAGAGGCCAUGAAGAAAAGAUGUCCCCUUUGAUGUGUUUUGUUGAUGGUAAUUGUCAAUGACAGAGAAAUAUAUAUCUAGAGAGAGAAAAAUAAAAAAAUAAAAGAGUGUAAGACUCUUCCUUUCUCUUUUUCUCUUUUUUCCUCCACACGCUUCAUUUCUGUCCCGUGGAUGUGAUGUGCCUUGAAGAAGAUUAGCCUUGUUUUGCAUUGUUUCACUCGCAGAGAGACUUCUUAAAGUGUUGCUCUGUUUUGCGUUUUCUUCUUCUUUUAUUCAGUUCGAUCUCUUCUUUCUUUAUCCACAGAAAGUGUUUGUAAAAAUGCCGAUGAAUGCGCCCUCUAGUCGGAGGAGAGACGGGGAUGUGAAGUAUGAUGUGGGUGGUGGUGGGCAUGUGUUGGAUCUGGAAACCGCCGUGAAAGAUGGGAUUUUGGGCGGCGGAGGUGGGGUUGUUUGCGGCGGAGCCACCGUGGAGAAAUUGGAUCUGAAGAAGAUGAUCGAAGAGCUGGAGUCGAUUGAAGUCCCGACGGUGUUCAUUUGCCCCAUUUCGUUGGAGCCAAUGCAAGAUCCAGUAACCCUUUGCACUGGGCAGACGUACGAGAAGUCCAACAUUCUCAAAUGGUUUUCUCUAGGGCACUUCACUUGCCCCACCACAAUGCAAGAGCUUUGGGAUGAUUCAAUCACGCCAAACAAGACCCUUCACCAUCUAAUCUACAGUUGGUUUUCGCAGAAGUACUUGGCGAUGAAGAAGAGGUCAGAGGAUGUGCAAGGAAGGGCUUUGGAGCUUUUGGAGACUCUGAAGAAGGCCAAGGGUCAAGCUAGGGUUCAAGCUCUCAAGGAGCUUCGGCAGGUGGUUGCAACCCAUGAUUCAGCAAAGCAAACGGUGGCGGACAAUGGUGGGGUUAGUUUGAUUUCUUCUCUACUUGGUCCUUUCACCACUCAUGCGGUUGGAUCAGAAGCACUGGGGAUUCUUGUGAACUUGGAUCUCGAUUCGGAUUCGAAGUCGAAUUUGAUGCAGCCUGCUAAAAUGUCAUUGAUGGUGGACAUGUUGAAUGAGGGUUCAAUUGAGACAAAGAUCAAUUGUACCAAAUUGUUUGAGUUGUUAAUAGAGGGGAAAGAGUUUAGUUCUGAAAUUGUGUCAAGUUUGAGUCUUUUGGUAGGAUUGUUGAGAUUAGUGAAGGAUAAGAGAUACCCAAAUGGGAUAUUGUCUGGACUUGCUUUGCUCAAGACCAUUUGUUCACAUGAACCCAUUAGACAUUCGCUUGUGAGCAUUGGGGCUGUUCCUCAAUUGGUUGAGCUCUUACCCAAUUUGAAUGCUGACUGCUUAGAGUUAGCACUUUAUAUCCUCGAAAUUCUUUCAAUCCUUCCAGAGGGUAGGUUGGCUUUAAAAGAUUGCCCCAACACUAUCCCGAAUGCUGUAAAGUUAUUGAUGAAGGUCUCAGAGAGUUGUACUCAAUCUGCGUUGUCGGUAUUGUGGGCUGUUUGCAAGCUUGCCCCAGAAGAAUGUGCUUCGCUUGCUGUUGAUGCCGGUCUGGCAGCGAAGCUCCUCCUUGUGAUUCAGAGUGGUUGCAAUCCGGUGUUAAAGCAAAGGUCAGCAGAGCUAUUGAAAUUGUGUAGUCUAAACUAUACUGCUACCAUUUUCAUUUCCAAGUGUAAGCUUACAAGAACAAUACAGUGAAGGGAAUUGUCAAAUUGUUCAUAUGCACCCACUCAUUUUUCCUUCCACCGGAAGGACCAUGGAGCUCUGAAGAUUCGUUUGUAUCAAGGAGAAUGAAUGAAUCCGAAACAAAGUGAAAUAGGGUUCGUGGCGGUACUUCUUUUCUCCUCCCCUGUAUAUUAAAGAACUUCAAUUCUGUCAAUUGAUAUUACUUGAAAAACAAGAGCAUCAUAAUGUGGAUUCAUAGACUGAUUUUGCUCAAUAAGUCCCUUCAAGUCUGUGAUCCAAAUUGAUUCACAUCUGUUCGUUCACAAUGGUACUGGCUACUGGUGACCAAUUGCAUAAGUUGUUUCAAUCUGCAAGAAGGAGCUGUAAAUCAUGUCUCUGAAAAUGGAGUUUGGAUUGGGAUGUGAACACUCAUUGGAAUUGGGGGAAACAAUUCCAGCAGGGGCCUGUCUCUGCAGUUGUUAAUUGUAUUAGGGUUUUCCUGCCAUUGAUCCCAAAUUUUACCCCUCAUGUGGGGGUCUUUGUAGAUCAAUUUGCUCAUUGUUCAAAGGGUUGUUUCACUUUGAGUCCACCAUUGUAGAGCUUGUAGUAUUUGGCCUUUCAAUAUAAGAAUCAAGAUGUAUAUUUGAUGUCCAAUUUCUCUUCUUCUUCUUCUUGUCUAUUUUGAUUUCUAAAAUUUCUGUUUUUGUAUGCCACAAGACACUGAGCUUGCUAUGUUCUUGCUAUUGCUGACAGUAUGACCCACUAUAAUUGAUAUAAAGCUGCCAGCCCACCUUAUAAUCCCCUCCUAAACAUGGUGUCUUGUUUUUCAUUAGUCAUUUCAUUCAUUUCAAUUCAAAUUUGAGGUCUAUUAUUUUAUGUAUUUAUUCAAUUGUCUAUC